AUGUUCAAAGAUCUUGACUCACAUAAUGAAGAGGAGGCUGACGACCCCAUCAAGGCAAAGCAAAUGGAAUACGUCUUUACAACAUGUCAGAAUGCAGAGGCUUUCGUUAAACAAAACUAUUAUAACUUUAUAGAUACAGACAGAACGAACUUGAUGAAACUAUACAAAGACAACAGUCUAGUAGCAUGGAAUGGUACAGAACUCAGAGGCAUGCAAAUGAUUGAGAGUCUCUACAAAGAGGUACCAAAGACCAGUCACAAAGUAGAGACCUACGACGCACAAUAUACACUGGGAGGACCAUCACAAAGCAAACAGAUCGUCUCAGUAUUGAUCAUUGUCACAGGCAAGGUCACGUUUGCAGACACAGCGACACACAACUUCCAUCAGACAUUGGUACUGGGUAAAGACCCAGUCAGCCAGAACUUCUACCUCGUCAGUGAUUGCAUGAGGUUGACAUCAUAA
This is a messenger RNA of Acytostelium subglobosum LB1, 462 nucleotides long. RefSeq lists its product as hypothetical. Gene Ontology annotation, cellular component: nuclear pore central transport channel. Gene Ontology annotation, biological process: protein import into nucleus. The record is from RefSeq and is a predicted model, not a curated record. Bases 1 to 462 code for a protein of 153 amino acids. The transcript is spliced from 4 exons. NCBI's taxonomy places the organism in Eukaryota, Evosea, Eumycetozoa, Acytosteliales, Acytosteliaceae.